Hemicordylus capensis (graceful crag lizard) is the source of this 3407-nucleotide messenger RNA. RefSeq names its product cadherin 24 (gene CDH24). Lineage: Eukaryota; Metazoa; Chordata; Lepidosauria; Squamata; Cordylidae. The transcript has 12 exons. Gene Ontology annotation, molecular function: calcium ion binding; cadherin binding. Gene Ontology annotation, biological process: cell morphogenesis; homophilic cell-cell adhesion; cell-cell junction assembly. Gene Ontology annotation, cellular component: catenin complex; adherens junction; plasma membrane. The record is from RefSeq and is a predicted model, not a curated record. The coding region runs from base 325 to 2718 and encodes 797 amino acids.
AGUGAAAUUACGGAAGGAAGGAAGGAAGGAGAACUGUUUUGGAGGGAUACAUGGACCAAAGAGGGCACUCCCACUGGCAAACCAUGGACCCAGCAGUGUGGCGAAGGGUCCUAGAGCAGAGAAGAUACCGGGACUCUAAGGCUUCAUCUGUGACCCAAAUUGGCGAUGGUGGAGGAUGAUAUGUUUUUCCAGAACGCCUACAACGUUUGCCAAUAUCUUAAGCUCCGAGUUGAACAGCCAUCCAGAUGGGGUAGCUGUUCCCUAUGGGCAAGACGGAGGAGUGGCGCCCCCCCCUGCAGGCGGCGUGAACGGUGGGGCUGAGCCAUGGCCAGCUUUCUGCAGCUCCUGCUGGCCUGGUUGGGAGGUUGUGGCUGUGCGGGCCGCCUGGUGCCCCCCAGUGACAGGUUCCAGGGGUCCAAGGCUGGAUUCUUCCGCGGAAACGCAUCUCAGCGCUGGGAACGGCCGCUGCUCAGGUCCCGCCGCAGCUGGGUCUGGAACCAGUUCUUUGUCAUCGAGGAGUACGCGGGACCGGAACCUGUCCUCAUUGGGAGGCUUCACACAGACGUUGACCAUGGCGAGGGCCGUAUCAAAUACGUGCUGACCGGAGAAGGGGCGGGCACCGUCUUUGUGAUUGAUGAGAAGACAGGGAACAUCCAUGUCACCAAAACGUUGGACCGGGAGGAGAAAGCCCAGUAUACUUUACUGGCUCAGGCCGUGGACCGGGCAUCAAAUCGACCCCUGGAGCCACCCUCGGAAUUCAUUAUCAAAGUCCAAGACAUCAACGACAAUCCGCCGGUCUUCUUGCAAGGCCCCUACCAUGCCACUGUGCCCGAGAUGAGCAACGUGGGUACAUCUGUGAUCCAGGUAACGGCCCAUGAUGCAGAUGACCCGGCCUAUGGAAACAGCGCCAAGCUGGUCUAUACGGUACUCGAGGGGUUGCCGUUCUUCUCCGUCGACCCCCAGACGGGUGUGAUCCGGACAGCAACCCCCAACAUGGACCGGGAAACACAACAGGAAUUCCUCGUCGUGGUCCAGGCCAAGGACAUGGGGGGCCAUGCUGGGGGGCUGUCAGGCAGUACAACCGUCACCGUCACACUCAGCGAUGUCAACGACAACCCACCCCGCUUCCCACAGAGCUCCUACCAAUUUUCUGUGGUGGAGACAGCACCUCCUGGCUCUGCAGUGGGGCGGUUGCGGGCACACGACCCCGAUGAAGGGGAGAACGCACUGCUAGCCUAUAGCAUCCUCGAUGGAGGGGACGGAGCCGAGGUCUUCGCCAUUCACACGGAUGCCCUGGGGCAAGAUGGAAUCAUCACUGUACGAAAGCCCCUCGAUUUUGAGUCCCGCCGCUCUUACACCAUCCGAGUGGAAGCCACCAACACGCUCAUCGACCCCCAGUACAUCCGCAAGGGCCCCUUCAAGGACGUGGCCACCGUCCGUAUCACGGUGGAAGAUGCCGAUGAACCGCCAGCCUUCUCCCGCCCCGAAUAUCGUCUUGCUGUCUAUGAAAACAGCCCCCCGGGGACCCUCGUGGGCAAGGUGACCGCUGUGGACCUUGAUUCCCCCAGCAGUGUCAUCCGAUACUCCAUCCUGCCGCACACGGAUCCUGAGCGCUAUUUCAGUAUCAACCCUCAGGAUGGGACGAUUCUGACCUCAGUGCCUCUUGACCGGGAAGUGUUGCCCUGGCAUAACAUGACUGUGGUAGCAACGGAAUUCGACAGCCCUACGCAGGCCUCCCAUGUCCAAGUGGCCAUCCAGAUCCUGGACGUGAAUGACAACCCACCCCAACUGCAGCACAGCUAUGAGGCCUUUGUCUGCGACAAUGCUGCUCCUGGCCAUCUAAUCCAACUGAUCCGGGCAGUGGAUCGAGACGAAGACGGCAACAUGAGCCACAUCAUCAUCCGCUCCCCGCUUGGGGUCAGGGAACCCAACGUCACUGUGCGAGACAACAAGGAUAACUCUGCCUCUUUGCUACUCCGCGCUGCCCGUCUGCCUGCACAAGGAGGAGCCCUGCUGGUGCCUCUGGAGCUAGUGGAUGGCGGGUCCCCCACCCGCACGGGGUCCCCGACUCUGACGAUGAGCAUCUGCCGGUGUCGGCGUGACGGCGCCAUGCACUCCUGUGGGCCUGAAGCCCUGGGCUCUCCUGCCGGGCUCAGCACGGGCGCUCUGCUUGCCAUCCUGGCCUGUGUCGGCACGCUGCUUGCGCUGGUCCUGUUGUUUGUCGCCCUCCGGAAGCAAAAGCAGGCUGCCUUGCUGCCCUUUGAGGAAGAGGAUGUACGUGAGAACAUCAUCACCUAUGAUGAUGAAGGUGGGGGAGAAGAAGACACGGAGGCCUUCGACAUGGCCGCCCUGCAGAACCCCGAUGCUGCGCCUCCACCGCUGCAGCAGCGGCGGCUUCUCCGGCGGGACGUGCUUCCCCGACUCCAUUUCCCGCCCGCCUUGCCUAGCCGCGUGCCCCCACAGCCCCACGACGUGGCCAGCUUUUUGGCAGCCCGGCUGAGCGAGGUAGACACCGACCCCUCUGUCCCCCCCUACGACUCCAUCCAGGUAUAUGGCUACGAGGGGCAGGGAUCUUCCGCCGGCUCGCUCAGCUCUCCCGGCUCCUCGUGUGCCGGCGACAGCGACGCGGGCGGAUACGAAUACCUGGAAGAAUGGGGGCCACUCUUCCGGACACUGGCUGAGCUCUAUGGUGCCCCUGAAGGGCCACCCCCCACCUGAGAGACGCCAUCCGAGAGGGUGCCCCGUUGUUCCUCUCAGUCCUUUUUGUGUGGCUUGUUCUUUUCUCCCUUUUGGUUCACUGACUUCCUCGUUCUCAGUUCAACUUGUCUUUUGGGUCGCUCUUCCCCCCCUCCUUCUCUCUUUCUUAGCUUUUUGUUUCAGCCACACUCCUUCUUGUGUCUCUACCUACAGUUGUUUUGCUGUGUCUUUCAGACACUCGCUUCUUCCAUCUUUCCUUUAAAUUACUUCGGUUGUAUUUUCUCUUUUUCUUCCUUCCUUCCCAUUCACUUUGCACUUUCCCUUUAUGUCUGACUUGCUUUGCUCCAUCCACCCUCUCAGACUCCCUGCAUUCUUUUCAGUGAUAUUACCUCCUCAUUCAUCCAGCCUUUUGUGAGUUUUCUCUCUCUCUCUCUGUGUCAUUCGCAUUCAUAGAUGGGUUCUCCCCCCCUCCCUUUCCCCCCCAUUUUGCCCUACUGGUGAUGUGUUUAUUAUGUCCGUUUUUCUUUCUUUCUCCUGCUCCCGUAUAAAAUAUUCUAUGCAUUCAUUCUCUCCCAGAAUCCUUUGGUGCCAAACUCCCUCCCUUCCCGGACCCUAACAAUUCAGUCUUGCCAGCAUGGAUUUACCUCUCAUUCAACUUGCAGCCCCCGAGCCUCGACAGCGGAACCCAUCAGCCAGGGCACACAGGCUCC